AUGUAUCAGUCGUAUGCUGUAGGAUUAGACGAAACACAGGAGUCAAAAAGUGCCUAUCAGACAUAUGCAGUAGGACAAGAUGCCUAUCAAGCCUCUGAAAGUGGGCAUGGUCCCUAUCAGCCGCAUGAACCAGGUUAUGGUCUUUAUCAGCCAGGAUACGGUCCAUAUGAUGAUCAGAUACCCGACCCCAAAUCCCGAAUGCUGGCAAUUCAGAAUGCAAAAGCCUAUUUACUGAAGAGCAGCACAACAUCUGGCCUGAACCUAUAUGAUCAUCUUGCUAAUGUGCUGACAAAGGUCCUGGAUGAACAGCCCACAAACGCAGCAGACAUAAUUGAGAAUAUCAGUAAGGAUGUGAAGUGGGCUCAGUUUCAGAAAAAAAUGGACACUCUUCAAGAUGAACAUGACAUUCUUCCAACAUUUGAAGCUGCAGAAAAGCGUAAAGCUUUGUUCCUCAAGGGAAAUGGCGAAGAUGAAGAACUAGAAGAAGAGAUAGGAGAGACACCUCUACCUAAUGUGAUGGAAAUGGCCUUUUAUUUUGAACAGACUGGAAUUGGCUUGAGCAAAGAUGAAUUCUAUCACAUAUUCCUUGCCCUUAAAAAACUAAUUAGUGGUCAGCCAAUCCAGAGCUGCCGCUUCUGGGGCAAAAUUUUGGGCCUGGAGAUGAAUUAUAUUAUAGCUGAAGUACAGUACCUUGAGGGGGAAGAGGAAACAGAAGAGGAAGAAAUUAGUGAGGAAGGAGGGAAAGAGAUGGGUGAGAUUGAAGCUGAAGAUGAGGAUGAGGAGAAAGAAAAAGAAGAUGAACCACCAAAGUCCACCUAUCAGCCUCCACCUGCCAUCCCCAAAGAACAAAAUGGAACUGGGGCUAAUAAAUACGUCUACUUUGUCUGUAAUGAGCCAGGCAAACCCUGGGUAAAGCUUCCUCCAGUGACACCAGCCCAGAUUGUCUGUGCCAGGAAAAUCAAGAAGUUCUUCACUGGUAGGCUGGAUGCUCCUAUUAUGAGCUUUCCUCCCUUCCCUGGAAAUGAGGCCAACUACCUGCGUGCACAGAUAGCUAGGAUCUCAGCAGGAACCCAUAUCUCUCCCAUUGGAUUUUACCAGUUUUCAGAGGAGGAAACAGAUGAAGAGGAGGAAGGAGAAAGAGCUACAUAUGAAGAAAACCCUGAUUUUCAGCCUCUUUCUGUGGAUGAAAUGGUGGAUUCUCUCUCAACAUGGGUACACCACACACAGAGUAUUCUCAAGCAGGGUCGCUGUGCUUGGUUUAAUCCUUUUCAAAAAUCAGAAGAAGAAGAAGAAGAAGAAGAGGAAGAGGAGGAGAACACAGAGGAGCCAGAUGAAAUACAGCAAGAAAUAGGACCACCUCUUCUCACUCCACUCUCUGAAGAUGAAGGAAUCCAGAACAUCCCUGCUUGGACAGCUCAGCCCUCUACAAACCUGAUCCCGCAACAUGCCGUUGCAGUCCUCCGGUCUAACCGGUGGCCUGGAGCCUACGCCUUCACAUCUGGCAAGAAAUUUGGUAACAUCUACUUUGGCUGGGGACACAAAUACAUCCCAGGCAAUCACAACCCCACCCUGCCUCCGCCAGUGCAAGGAGAAUACCCCAGCGGGCCAGAAACCACUGAGACCAGAGACCCCACUCUGGAAGAGGAACUGGCUUUCAAGGCUGCAAAAGAAGAAGCCUUAGCUGCAGCUGAGGAAGAGGAAGAUGAGGAAGACAUUGAGGAUGAGGAGGAGGAAGAUGAUUAA
This is a messenger RNA of Colius striatus (speckled mousebird), 1743 nucleotides long. Its product is annotated as radial spoke head protein 4 homolog A-like. Gene Ontology annotation, cellular component: axoneme; radial spoke. The coding region runs from base 1 to 1743 and encodes 580 amino acids. Lineage: Eukaryota; Metazoa; Chordata; Aves; Coliiformes; Coliidae. The record is from RefSeq and is a predicted model, not a curated record. Gene Ontology annotation, biological process: axoneme assembly; cilium movement involved in cell motility; cilium assembly. The transcript is spliced from 6 exons.